Molecule: messenger RNA, 1885 nt
Organism: Ananas comosus (pineapple)
Lineage: Eukaryota; Viridiplantae; Streptophyta; Magnoliopsida; Poales; Bromeliaceae
Product: protein SAD1/UNC-84 domain protein 1-like
Exons: 3
Coding region: 219-1622 (467 amino acids)
Biological process (GO): nuclear envelope organization
Cellular component (GO): nuclear envelope
Molecular function (GO): protein-membrane adaptor activity
Source: RefSeq, a predicted model, not a curated record
CUCUCUCUCUCCCCCUCUUUCCUUUUAGGGUUUUUACUCUCAAUUUUGGCGUGACAUUAUAGUUCUAGAGUUACCCGUUUACCAUUUCGUUCUCUCUUUUUUUCCCACUUUUUCUGGCUAUUAAUUGCGCCGUUUCUGUUAAAAAAUUGAAAUUUAUUUUUGACCUGUCGCGACAUUUGUUGGAUUUGAGAAAUUUGGGGUUGCUUUAGGGCGCAAUAAUGUCCGCUUCCGCGGCUGCAAUUCCGUCCCCUGCCGCGCAUACGAACCCUUCUUCUUUGAGCUUGGAUUCCAACUCUAGGCAAGAUGUGAAGAGGAGAACAGUAGCUGUUGUGAAGAAGCCAAAUGCUGAAGCGCUUUCCGAAGCCGGAGUUAAUGGGGUUGCCGAUAAGAGAGUGAUCGCCGGCGGGAAGGAUCUGAGCCACACAAUCCGCGGGGAGUCGGUUGUUGAGAGGCCGAAAGAUCUCUCGCAAGCAAAGAGAGAUUUGGCGGCUUCGGCAGUUGCGUUGAAGCAGAAGAAAAGCGCCCAUAGAUCGGAAAGACCCAAGUGGCAAAUUGUUUUCAAUGUGAUCAUGAAGGCGUCUCUUCUCCUUGCGGUUCUUUUGUGGAUGGGGCAACUGGUUUGGAGAUGGAAAAAUGGUAGUCUCCUCCCUUUUUCCGCUGUCGACACGGAGGGUAGAAUAUCGGAGGUGGAGGCGUCUUUGAAGAGAACGGCAAAGAUGCUGCAGGUUCAAUUGGAAGUGAUAGAUAAAAAGAUCGGAAAUGAGAUAUCUAAAGUGAAAACUGAUCUGACAAAGCAAGUUGCAGACAAAGGUGCUUUCUUGGAGGUAAAGUUGAAGAAGCUCGAGGGAAGAGCCGACACCUUGGACAAGUCGUUGGCUGAGUUGGGUGAGAUGGGGUUUUUUACGAAGAUGGAGUUCGAGCAAUUUAUCGACGAGUUGAAGAAGAGUAGAGGCCUAGGUGGUAGUGAUCAUGUUGUAACAUUAGAUGAUGCAAGGAAUUUUGCCAAGGAAAUAGUCGAGAAGGAGAUUGAGAAACACGCGGCCGAUGGGCUAGGAAGGGUGGAUUAUGCAUUGGCAUCUGGUGGGGCGAAGGUGGUUAGGCAUUCGGAGCCGUAUACUAGUGGGAAAGCUAGCAAUUGGCUGGUUGCAGGGAAAGGUCGGAGUGCCGUGCAUUCGAAUGCUCAUAAAAUGCUAGAGCCGAGUUUUGGAGAGCCUGGGCAGUGUUUUGCCUUACAAGGAAGCGCUGGUUUUGUCGAAAUCAAGCUACGAACAGGGAUAGUUCCCGAGGCAGUCACCCUAGAGCAUGUUUCGAAGAGCGUGGCAUACGAUAGGUCGAGCGCGCCGAAGGACUGCAGUGUCUCCGGAUGGUACGAGGGGCCCGACGAUGACCCAUCAGCCCGAUCGGAGAAGAUGCUCCUCCUGACAGAGUUCGCUUACGACCUCGAGAAGAGCAAUGCUCAGACCUUCAAUGUGGAGGGAGCCGAUCCAGCCAGGGUGAUCAACAUGGUCCGGCUUGACUUCACCUCCAACCACGGUAGUCAUCCUCUUACGUGCAUCUACCGCUUCCGGGUGCACGGCUAUGAGCCCACUUCAUUGGGAGCCGAUCCGAUGAUCAAGGCCUGAAUUUAAAUUGUUUUAACAUGUGUAUUAUUUUCUCUUAACUGGGUGUAAGAAUCUCUUUUUUCCUUAUUAUUCUGUGUUAUCUUCUUUUAGACUCACAUAGGAAAGCUGAUUUGAGGUUCCCUGACUCUUUGCUUUUUGCCUUCAUAGUCUUUUAGUGCUUAAGAUUAUUGUGCAGGCUUCUGACAAUGCUGUGUAGUGUAUUGGGACAUCUAAACUCGGUGUGUUUUUUUUUUUUUUCCCCUUAAGUAUCUGCUUCUGAUUUA